Messenger RNA from Formica exsecta, 1827 nucleotides. RefSeq names its product ras-related protein Rab-14 (gene Rab14). The transcript has 7 exons. Lineage: Eukaryota; Metazoa; Arthropoda; Insecta; Hymenoptera; Formicidae. Gene Ontology annotation, cellular component: Golgi apparatus; phagocytic vesicle; trans-Golgi network. Gene Ontology annotation, molecular function: GTP binding; GTPase activity. Gene Ontology annotation, biological process: endocytic recycling; defense response to bacterium; Golgi to endosome transport. The coding region runs from base 444 to 1100 and encodes 218 amino acids. The record is from RefSeq and is a predicted model, not a curated record.
CAUUCAUGACGUCGGGAGUAUACCAAGAGAAACGUAUCCAUCGCACUCCCCAAGGAUCUUCUUCCCGUCAUCGUAUUUGCGCGACAAAUCCCAUCCAAUUUAUUCCAACGUCGAGAAGUUGGCGGCUUAGCGAGCGAAGGUAGCGCGGUCGGGCGGAGCAGGAGUUAACGCGAGUGACAGGUGGUUUGACGUUUGAUCGUCGCCAUCGUCAUCAGAGACAGCGCGCGGCCUGCCAUAUUGCGCGUGAUAUCCAGUGAUAUCGGGGGGACGAAACGUCGUUUACGUACGUGAUACUCGAUGACAGAGUGAAUCGCCUACGAAGGAGCAACGUUCGAGUUCGCGGAGUGUUUACACAACGCCGUACUCUUUGCGAGCCGUCUCUUCCAACCUUGCAGCAAUAUAAGCAAUCAUCCAAGCGACGCUGAUACACGAACGUGUGCAAAAUGUCGACCGGUCCAUAUAAUUAUUCCUAUAUCUUUAAGUAUAUCAUUAUAGGAGAUAUGGGAGUAGGCAAAUCGUGUCUGCUUCAUCAGUUUACAGAAAAGAAAUUUAUGGCAGAUUGUCCACAUACUAUCGGAGUCGAAUUUGGGACUAGGAUUAUUGAAGUAGCAGGGCAGAAGAUAAAACUGCAGAUAUGGGACACUGCUGGGCAAGAACGAUUUAGAGCAGUUACUAGAUCGUAUUAUCGGGGAGCGGCUGGAGCUUUAAUGGUGUAUGAUAUUACACGCCGUUCAACUUACAAUCAUCUCAGUAGCUGGCUGACAGACACAAGAAAUUUGACAAAUCCAAGCACUGUUAUAUUCUUAAUUGGUAACAAGAGUGACCUUGAAGGACAACGUGACGUUACUUACGAGGAAGCAAAACAGUUUGCCGAUGAACAUGGUUUAAUGUUUGUUGAAGCUAGUGCAAAGACAGGGCAUAAUGUAGAGGAAGCUUUCUUGGAAACUGCAAAGAAAAUAUUCCAAAGUAUACAAGAUGGACGAUUGGACCUAAACGCAGCAGAGUCUGGUGUACAACAUAAUCCCAGUCAACCGGGUCGCACCAGUCUUCAAGGUGUAUCUAAUGAACAGCAGGGUGGGAAGGACUCCUGCUCCUGUUAGGUCUUAUUAUUUGUUUGUAUAUAGAUAUAUUAAUUGAUCGGUACUAUUAAUGCAUAUAUGAUUUGUACUAAGUGUAGCUGAUCAGAUUAUCUCGUAGCCUGUAUCCUCCCUUUGAUAAGCAAAGUCUACUUAAAAAACGAAAUGGAAGACGGAAUAUAUUCAAAUUCCUUUUUUUUGCGUCAAUUUACAGUGAUAUCGAUACAAUAUAGAGACGUAAGUCAUAAAAGUGAUUCCAAUAAUGCUACUAGUUUUUGACGCGGCAAGAGUCAGCCAUCUAUCUAUGAAACGGUUUUUGUAUAAUUAUUGCAACUUCUAUACUAUUUCCAUAUAGGUAUUUUAUACAUUUUAUGCAUUUUGUUUUGAAGCAGUCAAGAUAAAGAAAAAUAAUUUGUUUCGAAUAUACAUGCGUAGAAGCUGAUCAAUAUAUUUCCCAUAUGUUUGACUGAAAAAUUCUGCUGAACGACGUGGACACGAGUGAUGAAAUUUAUAUAUUUAACUAAUUUAUAUUUGCAUGGGAGGAUUACAUAUUUGUUGUAACAUGCAAAGUUCUUGCUUUAAGAAAUUUAAUCAAUGAAAAUUAACAAAUUAUAAACAGUCAUAUAUUUCAAUCACUUUUUAAACCUUUAUUCGGUAAGAUAUGCACAUUUAUGUAUGUGGGCUUUGUGAUUUCAAUUAUCUGUAAAACUAAUUAUAGGUAGAAAGAAAAACUAGAGGGAUCAAAAAAAAA